This is a messenger RNA of Salvia splendens (bonfire salvia), 1530 nucleotides long. Its product is annotated as floral homeotic protein APETALA 2. Bases 335 to 1429 code for a protein of 364 amino acids. The transcript is spliced from 8 exons. Gene Ontology annotation, molecular function: DNA-binding transcription factor activity; DNA binding. Lineage: Eukaryota; Viridiplantae; Streptophyta; Magnoliopsida; Lamiales; Lamiaceae. The record is from RefSeq and is a predicted model, not a curated record. Gene Ontology annotation, biological process: regulation of DNA-templated transcription.
GGCCUCGUCUUGCAGUAUUGGGCAUCUAGCUAGACGAGAGAGAAAGAGAGAGAUCUAGUUGUACGGUUGGAAGUCGGAAUUGCAACAACAUUUCUUUGCAACCAAACUCUUUUCCCCUUUUUUUCGCUUUUUUUUUUAAAGUUUAUGGUCCUAGGUUCUUUAUGUUGUAUCAUGGGACAACAUAGUCUCCACAUUGGAACUUCUUCACUCUACAACAGUUUAGAGAGAGAGAGAGAAAGAGAGGCCUUUUUGAUUCUUGAUUAGACUGUGGUCAUCAGAAUUAGCGAAUUCCUCGGGUUUGGAUCCUCUGCGGUGGCCGAAAUCAAUAACAGAAAUGUGGGAUCUCAACGAUUCACCGGAUCAGAGGCGCGGCGGCGAAGAAUCGGAAGGCUGCUCCGAGGAAAAGGGGAAGCGCGUGGGAUCGGCUUCGAAUUCGAGCUCAUCGGCGGUGGUGGUGGAGGAGGAGGAGGAAGGCGUGGGGCCGUGCUCCCCCCUCGUCACGCGGCAGUUCUUUCCGGUGGGGGAUGGUGGGCCCCACGGCUUCCCCCGGGCUCACUGGGCCGGGGUCAAAUUUUGCCAGUCGACCGAGCCGCAAGUAAGCAACGGAGCGGUGAUGGGGAAAUCGGCGGCGCAGCCAAUGAAGAAGAGCCGGCGAGGGCCGAGGUCGCGGAGCUCGCAAUACCGCGGCGUCACGUUCUACCGGAGAACCGGCCGCUGGGAAUCGCACAUAUGGGAUUGCGGGAAGCAAGUCUAUUUAGGUGGAUUCGACACAGCCCAUGCCGCGGCCCGUGCAUAUGAUAGAGCAGCCAUUAAAUUCCGAGGAGUCGAAGCAGACAUCAACUUCACCUUAGAGGACUACGAACCCGACUUAAAACAGAUGAGCAAUCUAACAAAGGAGGAAUUUGUGCACGUACUUCGCCGCCAAAGCACUGGCUUCCCAAGAGGGAGUUCAAAAUAUAGAGGUGUCACUUUGCACAAAUGUGGUAGAUGGGAAGCUAGGAUGGGCCAAUUUCUUGGCAAAAAGUACGUUUAUUUGGGUCUUUUCGAUACCGAAGUCGAAGCUGCAAGGGCUUAUGAUAAAGCCUCCAUAAAAUGCAACGGCAAAGAAGCUGUUACCAAUUUCGAUCCCACCAUUUAUGAUGAUGAACUCAAAUCAGCAGAUCACAAUCUCGACUUGAGCUUAGGGAAUUCUGCUUCGCCACAAGCCAACGCGAUCAGCAACGAGGCCCCUCGAUACCAAAUGUUCAAUAGGCCAUAUGGAUACCUCGAAGGAGGAGGACGAGCGGUUGGUGUAUCGAGAAAUGCACAACAAUGGCAAAUGAAUGAAGCUCGAAUGUUUGCUAAUGCCGCAGCAUCAUCAGGAUUCCCAUCAGCUCAUCAAAAUUGGAUUCAUAAAAAUGGGAUCCACCCUCUCAUCAGGCCAUCUUAGUUUUCUUCUAUUUCAGAGAAUAUCACCAUUUGUACCCUAUUUCCCCACUGGUAACUUUAUUUUAACAAAUUAAAUAAAAUUUCUAGAGUUAGAUUUGACAA